AUGGCGACUCCCAACACAGACAAGAAGCGGCAUCCUCGCCCCAAUUACAACAAACUGCAUGCUCACCCACUCCCUCUCACCACCCAUCCCCUUCCCGCAUUCCUCCCGCACAAUCCCCUCUCCCUCCUCCGCAUCGCCUACGCCCUCCUCUCCGAGCUCUUCACCCAGCCCUCUUCCCAUGCCGGAGCCCUUUAUACAGGCCACUUCUCGCCCGAGACGCGCUCAGUCCACAUCACCGAUCCCAAGACCAUUCGCGCGUUAUGGGAGCAAGGCUUCUUCGGCAAGGGGACCCUGAGUCGCAGCGAGCCCGCAUGGCUUGAGCGAGAGAAGCGUCGCAGAGGUCUGACGGCGGCGUUGACGAGCGAGGAGUAUACGCAGCAGCGGAGAGAGGAGAGGCUGAAGUUUAAGCAAGAGAGGGCGCGUUUGCAGCGGGAGGCGUUGGAGGACCAGUUAAGGAAGGAGGAGGGUACGCCAGGACCUACAAGUGGAGCUCCAGAGGCCGGACCUGAAGAAGUUGAGCAGCUUGUUGAGCAGGCUAGCAGCGAAAUAGCGGUCCCAGUUGCCGAUGACCAGGACGCCACCAAAGCAGCUCCGCCCAAAGUCUCUCAAGACAUGGUUAUCCAAGACGAAGAGCACCUCCAACUAACCCUCGAAGAAGCCUUCUUCCUCUCCUACGGCCUCGGUGCCCUCCAAAUCCUCCACAACGACCUUCCCCUCUCCAACACUUCCCUCCUCACCCUUUGCCGCCAGCACUCCCACUUCCCUCCCCUCCCCCCCUCCUGCCUCCGCCCCGACGACCCCUUCCUCCUCUCCUACGCCACCUACCACCACUUCCGCUCCCUCGGCUGGGUCGUGCGCCCCGCGCUUAAAUUCGCAGGCGACUUCAUGCUGUACGCCCGCGGCCCCGUCUUCGCGCACGCGGAGUUUGUGGUCGUGGUCCUGCCGUCCUACUCUCAUGAGUACUGGAAGACGGAGGAGAGGAGGAGGGAGUGUAAGAGGAAGGAGGAGCGGAGCUGGUGGUGGCUGCAUUGUGUGAAUCGCGUCCAAGGGCAUGUGUUUAAGAGUUUGGUGUUGGCGUUUGUGGAGGUGCCGCCGCCGUUGGCGGAUGGGGGGGAGAUGGGGGGGGGGGUGGGUUGGGGGGUUGUUGGGGAGGUAUCGGGUUAG
Messenger RNA from Coniosporium apollinis CBS 100218, 1164 nucleotides. RefSeq lists its product as uncharacterized. Lineage: Eukaryota; Fungi; Ascomycota; Dothideomycetes. The transcript has 2 exons. The coding region runs from base 1 to 1164 and encodes 387 amino acids. The record is from RefSeq and is a predicted model, not a curated record. Gene Ontology annotation, biological process: tRNA-type intron splice site recognition and cleavage; tRNA splicing, via endonucleolytic cleavage and ligation. Gene Ontology annotation, cellular component: tRNA-intron endonuclease complex. Gene Ontology annotation, molecular function: nucleic acid binding; tRNA-intron lyase activity.